This is a messenger RNA of Akanthomyces muscarius, 210 nucleotides long. RefSeq lists its product as uncharacterized. The coding region runs from base 1 to 210 and encodes 69 amino acids. The transcript is spliced from 2 exons. Lineage: Eukaryota; Fungi; Ascomycota; Sordariomycetes; Hypocreales; Cordycipitaceae. The record is from RefSeq and is a predicted model, not a curated record.
AUGGUGAAAUGCAGUCACGAACGGGACUCUGCGUGCAUACCAACCUCGCACCACGGCAGCACGCUAGCGGCAGGGUGCGUGCUGGAGCUGGGUCUUGAACAGCUGGUAGAGUCGGGUGUCGAAACCGGACAGGGACGCCACGCUGGGCGCCAGGCAGAGGCGGCAGUGAAAAGAGCAGCAGCAAGACGACGGGUCAUGCUGGGUACCUAA